This is a messenger RNA of Pieris macdunnoughi, 1155 nucleotides long. NCBI's taxonomy places the organism in Eukaryota, Metazoa, Arthropoda, Insecta, Lepidoptera, Pieridae. The record is from the annotation of a GenBank genome assembly.
AUGGACACGCACUCCAUCGAAAACCGAGCAAACGUUGCCCUCGAGUAUGUGAGGAAGUGGGGUAUCGAGAACAAGCUCAACUUCGCGCCACAAAAAACCAAAGCGAUGGUCCUGACGCGAAGGUUGAAGUUCGAUACCCCAAGAAUAAGAAUGAAUGGACAGGAAAUAGCAUUAGAAAAGGAAAUUAAAUUACUGGGGUUGACUAUAGAUGAAGGGCUAACGUUUAACAAGCAUGUGCAAAAUGUCACAAGAAAAGCGGCGGAUAUUCAUAAAAAAGUAGCUAGAAUGGCGAAGCUGGAAUGGGGAAUGACGGGAGACAUGGUACACCAGGUAUACCAAGCCGUCAUAGAGCCGAUAGUUACGUACGCGUCGGCAGCCUGGGCACCGACAGUAAAGAAACUGUGCACGAAGAAAAAACUGGAGACGGUGCAGAGGGCUUUUGCACAGAAAAUAGCAAAGACCUACAGGACAGCAUCGCUAAAUUCCGCGACGCUAUUGGCGGGGAUACUGCCCCUAGACCUCAGGAUGGAAGAAGCCGCCGCGAUGUUUGAGGCCAGAAGGGGGUCGUCUCCGUUCAUACGCGAAGGAGACCGGAUUGAGCGAGCCGUACCUGCUUUAGAACAACCCCAUCCCGCGGAAAAACCGGAAAUAAGCUUCGCCAUCACAACUGACCCUGGCCUAAUACAAAAUGACGACACAACAGCUAUCUACACAGACGGUAGUAAGACGGAGAAAGGAGUAGGGGCAGCAUGGACGAAAUGGGAAGGAGGAAGAGAGCGAAAAUGGAAAAAGAUAAAGAUGGCCCCUUACUGCACCGUAUAUCAAGCAGAGCUGGCGGCUCUCGUCGGUGCAGUGAGGGAGGCGAUGAUAGCGGGUACUGACGUGAACAUCUGCAGCGACUCGCGGUCUUCGCUCGAGGCGAUUGCGGGCGGACGCUCUCGAAACCCCCGAGUCGUCGAGAUCCGCAGACACCUGGUGGAGAGCCUUAAAAAGGGCCAGAAUAUUAAGCUCCACUGGGUGAAAGCGCACGUCGGCACGGAGGGGAAUGAGAGGGCGGACGGCGAAAGUCAAAGCAGCUCACGUAGAGUACCCGCUCUCAUACAUCAGGAAAGAAGUGAGAAGAAAAACUAUAGAAGAAUGGGAUCGAAGAUAUAA